Nymphalis io (European peacock) is the source of this 1609-nucleotide messenger RNA. RefSeq lists its product as uncharacterized. The transcript has 2 exons. The record is from RefSeq and is a predicted model, not a curated record. Bases 13 to 633 code for a protein of 206 amino acids. NCBI's taxonomy places the organism in Eukaryota, Metazoa, Arthropoda, Insecta, Lepidoptera, Nymphalidae.
UAUAAAAGCUGGAUGUUUCAACCCCGGCCGUUGUGUUUUGAAGAUCGCACGCGGAGAAGGACCUUCGCUAUGUACCGAAUACUCGUCGCGGUGCUUUUGUAUAUGAGCGCUGUUAGCACGGCACCUCAAGACUCAAACGUUACGUUUGUGAAGAUCGAACCGCUUAUUAAUAAUGUAACGUCAUUACAAAAUACUACUAUUGAAACCAGUGCAGAGAAUUUACCGCUCGCCGUCCCAAGUAAUAUUACGUUCGAAAACAACGAAUUCAUUCGACUUGAUAGAAACGAUGACCUCGCUACAGAAUUUGACUCGGAAACCACGACGGAGAUAGCAGACGCUAACGAGGAAGAGGUCACAACAAUACCGACAACAACAACAACACGUCCGCCGAAACCCAAAAUUACCCAAAGUCCAAGAUUCCUAUCCAAGUUAAGUCAUUUUAAAGCAAAAACAAAUUCAAUAAAUACAGUGUCAACAAAUUCAAUAAAUUCAUUUGCAGCUGCGACAAAAGUUGACAGACCGUAUAAAAGAAAGUUCAAAAGUCGUUGUCGAUGUGAAAAAAUUGAGAACUGUCCGAAGCUGCAAAUCACUGUGCCGAGAUGUCCGAAUGACUAUUUCUUAUGUUGUUUCUAAAAAUGUUAUAUUAAUUAUAAACUUUUGAUGUGACGUCAUGGAUUUGUACAAAUACUAAUACAACGUUAGUUAACCGCUAACAAUAUUUGCAUACUUCGUCAAUGUACCUAGAACUAUAACAAGUCAAAUAGUUGGCAAGUGGGUUUUAUUAUUUUUUAUAAAAAUCGAAUAUUUUGACGUAUUUAAUACUAGAUAACACAAAAGCCAUUUCUAUAUAUCCUAUCAUUUCCGUUUUUCCAUAGGAACAAAAAGUAUUUUAUCAUGUUUUAAAGCUAAUUCUAAUCCCACCGAAUACCUGUAUAAAAUAUCAUUUCAGAGAUGAGAAAAUAAUUGAAAUGCAAUAAUUUAAUAAUUUAGUUACAGUAACAGUAACAGCCUGUUAAUGUCCCACUGCUGGGCUAAGGCCUUCUCUCCCUUUUGAGGAGGUGUUGGAGCUUAUUCUACCACGCUGCUCCAUUGCGGGUUGGUAGAAUACACAUGUGACAGAAUUUCAAUGAAAUUAGACACAUGCAGGUUUCCUCACGAUGUUUUCCUUCACCGUCAAGCACGAGAUGAAUUAUAAACACAAAUUAAGCACAUGAAAAUUCAGUGGUGCUUGCCCGGGUUUGAACCCACGAUCAUCGGUUAAGAUUCACGCGUUCUAACCACUAGGCCAUCUCGACUUUUUUUUUUAAUAAUUGAUAAUUUAGUUAAUGACUACUUUAUUACCACCAAACCAACUUUUGAUAUCGACCUAUGUAUUCUAUUCAAAUAUAUUAAUUAAGUAUUGCAUUUUUCUUUCAUUCCAAUGCUAUUACAAUAGGACCUUUUGGAAAAUAGCGUCGUAUGACGUACCUAAAGCCUUAUGAUGUAAUAAUAAUGUUGUAUGUACUAAAAUGUAAGUGUAUUGCUUGGAAAAGAAAGAGACGCGUUUCUAUCUCAACAGCAGACAUUAUUAUAAUGUGUUAUGACAGCUCAAGAAACGUUUGUGAACUGA